CCUCCAAACUCCUCCAAAUUCUUUCCGUUCAGUCCAUCGCUGCAGGCAGUGUACCCAACCACCCUCGUAACCUCUCUUCCCCACCAAAAGAAACAAUGGUUCAAGGAUCCCUCAAGAAAACCAAGCCCUCGGGCGGCUCGACCUCGAAACGUCCCACCGCUCUCGCCCCCAAACGCGGACCCCGCCAGAUCGCCCCCAAGAAAGCCUCCCUCAUCAAGCAGCAGAAAUUGACCAAGGUUCGUCGUCGCCCCUCUGAGCUAGACUCUGUCACCGAAGACCCCGACCCAAACCCACCCCCCGUCCCAGAAACAAAGCAUGGCGCGACUAACCCUUCUCCGGCGACACAGAAACUCACGGCCGGGUUGACCGCGCGCACGGAGAAGAAUCUCGCGGAGCGGGCGGGUCACCUGGAGUUGUUGGCCGGUGGGAAGAAGGAUAAGAAGGCGGAUGCGGCGAAGGGGAAGAAAUAAGAACCUGCGGGGGAGUUGCUUUUGCUUUUGCUUUUUGUUUGUGAGGAAGGGGGAUGAGGGGUCGAAGAGAAGGGAGCCAAGUCGAGGAAAGAUACAUACAUACUAAAGUUUCUGGAGGGGAUUAGGAUACAUACGAGUAAUGAAAUUAGAUACCCUUGUUCUUUUGGCUGCUUGAGUGGUUGAGAUUUGUUGGGUUUCCUUGGUGCUUGAUUGUUCUACGAAUUCGGUGGUACGGGAAC
Molecule: messenger RNA, 709 nt
Organism: Aspergillus uvarum CBS 121591
Lineage: Eukaryota; Fungi; Ascomycota; Eurotiomycetes; Eurotiales; Aspergillaceae
Product: DUF2462 domain-containing protein
Exons: 2
Coding region: 96-470 (124 amino acids)
Source: RefSeq, a predicted model, not a curated record